AUGACUCCUGUGUUGCUGCUGGCGGUGUGUUUUCUCGGAGCGUGUGCCCUUUCACCCGUGGAGGACACCAACAGACAGGAGCAGCUCCUCCUGAGGUCCCUGGGGCUCUCCGAGAGGCCGAGGCCUGCAGGGAGCCUCCAGCCCCGGCGCCAUGUCCCGUCCGCUCUCUGGAGGAUGUUUCGGAGGGCCGAGAAGCUCCAGGCCCUGGAGAGCCAGCCAUGCACGGUGUCCGAGUACGGAGUCCGCGGCAACAUCGUCAGAUACGUCCAAGACCAAGGCAGGAUGGUGUCUGGCUGGAGCAGCAGCUGUCAGGCUUGCCUGGAGAAGCAUCUUUUCUUCAACAUGUCCAUCCUGCAGCCUGUGGAGAUGCUAUCUCUGGCUCAGCUGGAAAUCAAGCUCCACUGGAAGCCCCUCAGUCCCUUGCAGCUGCUGCAAGGGUCCCAGGCCAUCAGUGCUUCUCUUUAUAAAGUGAUCCGAUCGACUUUGAAGGGAACUAAUCCUAAGGCGAACCGCAGACUCCUGCUGUCCCAGUCGGUCCAGCUGCAGCCCGAAUCCACCUCCAUCACCAUGGAUCUCACAGCAGUGGCAGAGAGCUGGCGCAAACCGGGGUCUAACUACGGCUUAAUUUUAGAGUUGCUCCCUCUCGGACCAGACCCGGAACAGUUCUUUCCGUUUUAUCCUGGUAACUCCCUCCCGCUGGAACAAACCUUCACCUUCCCGUUGGUUCAGGCCUCACUAGUGGCUGUGUCCCUCAACCCAAAUCAGUGUCGGUCCAGACAGAGGAGAAGCACCAUCCACAUCCCCGUGACACCCAGCAAUGUGUGUAAAGCUCGCCGCCUCUACAUCAAUUUUAAAGAUGUCGGCUGGCAGGACUGGGUCAUCGCCCCGCAGGGCUUCAUGGCCAACUACUGCCACGGGGAGUGUCCGUUCCCGCUCAGUGAGAGCCUGAACGGCACCAACCAUGCCAUCCUGCAGACCCUGGUGCAUUCCUUGGAUCCAGAGAACACGCCACAGCCCUGCUGCGUCCCCAUCCGUCUCUCCUCGAUCUCCAUGCUCUACUACGACAACAAUGACAAUGUGGUGCUUCAGCAUUACCAGGACAUGGUGGUGGAUGAAUGCGGGUGUCGCUGA
This is a messenger RNA of Pelmatolapia mariae (spotted tilapia), 1131 nucleotides long. RefSeq names its product growth differentiation factor 3 (gene gdf3). Bases 1 to 1131 code for a protein of 376 amino acids. Lineage: Eukaryota; Metazoa; Chordata; Actinopteri; Cichliformes; Cichlidae. The record is from RefSeq and is a predicted model, not a curated record. Gene Ontology annotation, molecular function: cytokine activity; growth factor activity. The transcript is spliced from 2 exons. Gene Ontology annotation, cellular component: extracellular region.